AUGGCGUUGGAGUGGUGUCCUUAUUUAUCAUUGGAUCAUAGUAAUGAAUAUAGCGAUAUUUAUAAUUUUAAUAGUUCAGUACACUGUCCUAUAUGCAAUAAAGACCAUGAAAAAGAUAAUAUAAGGAAUAAUAUAAAUGGACAAUGGGGUAGUGGUGAUUAUGCCAAUACAGAAACUUAUCGUCUCAAAUGUUGGGAGGCUUGUCAGAAAUCAAUCCAAAUAGUAACUUCUUCAGCAUCUACACAAUCGCCUAUUCCGUCACCAAUUAAUGAUGAGGAUGAUAGCACUGAUUCUAUAAAUUUAGAACAGGAACAAAAUUCUAUCUCUCUCGAAGGUAAUCCUAAUAAUAUUUUGAAUCAUAAAUCGACAGAAGAAAAGAAAUUAGAUGAUUUUCUGAAUCGAGUGACAAAAGAAAAGGUUAGUAAUUUGAUCAGAGAUCGAAAUCUGGAAAAGAAAAUAUUACAGAGUAAUGAGGAUCCCACUUCUGAGGAUAUUACAGCUGAGACUCAAAAAGAAAAACGAAAAUGCGUUAUUGAAAUGGCGUUGGAGUGGUGUCCUUAUUUAUCAUUGGAUCAUAGUAAUGAAUAUAGCGAUAUUUAUAAUUUUAAUAGUUCAGUACACUGUCCUAUAUGCAAUAAAGACCAUGAAAAAGAUAAUAUAAGGAAUAAUAUAAAUGGACAAUGGGGUAGUGGUGAUUAUGCCAAUACAGAAACUUAUCGUCUCAAAUGUUGGGAGGCUUGUCAGAAAUCAAUCCAAAUAGUAACUGUGAAAGCGUAG
This is a messenger RNA of Entrophospora sp. SA101, 777 nucleotides long. NCBI's taxonomy places the organism in Eukaryota, Fungi, Glomeromycota, Glomeromycetes, Entrophosporales, Entrophosporaceae. The record is from the annotation of a GenBank genome assembly.